Messenger RNA from Harpia harpyja (harpy eagle), 3609 nucleotides. RefSeq names its product RAD54 homolog B (gene RAD54B). Bases 108 to 2852 code for a protein of 914 amino acids. Gene Ontology annotation, cellular component: nucleus. The record is from RefSeq and is a predicted model, not a curated record. Lineage: Eukaryota; Metazoa; Chordata; Aves; Accipitriformes; Accipitridae. Gene Ontology annotation, molecular function: DNA translocase activity; ATP binding; ATP-dependent chromatin remodeler activity. Gene Ontology annotation, biological process: reciprocal meiotic recombination; double-strand break repair via homologous recombination. The transcript has 16 exons.
GGGGGGCGCUGCGCAGGGCGCAUGCGCGGCGCGGCCAGCGGGCUGACGGGAGCCGGCGGCGGGACAAUUGAGUGUCGAGGCGGCGGCUGAGAGCAGUACAACUAAAUAUGAGGCGAUCAGCAGCUCCAAGUCAAGUGCUAGGAAAUGUAGCCAAAAAGCCAAGGUUUAUACCACCAGGAAAAAGUAUCACAGUUUGUCUCAAGAAUGAAAUGAAAGAGAUGGACCAAGAAAUUAAAUUAAAGGAGAUUGAUGAGAAAGAGGGAAGUGCUUCAUUGCUUUCUGAAAUAUAUGGCCAGAAUCAAAAUGCAGAUUUUACACAGUCUGUGGAGUCAACUGGAAAAGUAAAGACUACAGAAGUGUGUUUCAGUGUUAAAAAGUGUAGCAAGGUGGAAAUGAAAACACUAAAUACACCCAAAGCUGAUGCACUGUAUUUGCCAACAUUAGGGGCAGCAAAGGAAGAAGCAGCUCAGGAAGAACCUGACUGCCUUGCGAAAUAUUUCAGUGUUGUGUGGUGUAAGGCAUCAAAGAAAAAGCACAAGAAGUGGGAAGGCGAUGCUGUUCUUAUUACAAAAGGAAAGUCAGUAAUAUUGAAAGAUAUGGAAGGCAAAGACAUUGGAAGAGGUACUGGAUAUAAAUCUAAAGAGCUAGACAGUCUUGAUGAAGGUCAAACACUGAUGGUUGGAGGAAAAGAAAUUGAAGUGAUGGGUGUAAUUUCAGCAGAUGACUUCAGCAGUGGCAGGUGUUUUCAGGCUGGAAUAGGGAUGCAUGACACAGUCCCAACUGCUUUUUCUCAAACUAAUAUGAAACCAUUCUGUAAACCAUUCAAAAGUGUUUCUCAGCCCAAUACUAAAGAGAAUAUGCUCAAAGAUUCUCAAAGCUACAAACCUCGCCACGAUCCAAAUGCUUCAAAUUCUCUAGUUAUGCCAAAACCAAAUGCAAGUCAUCAGUGGAUGUUCAAUAAGGCUGGUUUACCUAUGGUGGAUGUAGUUGUGGAUCCUUACAUUGCAAAUAACCUCCGACCACAUCAGAAAGAAGGAAUUCUAUUUCUGUAUGAAUGUGUAAUGGGAAUGAGAGUUAGUGGCAGAUUUGGAGCUAUUCUUGCUGAUGAAAUGGGCUUAGGAAAAACAUUGCAAUGCAUUGCACUUGUCUGGACUCUUCUGCGUCAAGGAGUCUAUGGAUGCAAACCUGUACUAAAGCGAGCACUAAUUGUCACCCCUGGGAGUCUGGUAAAAAACUGGAAAAAAGAAUUUCAGAAGUGGUUGGGAAGCGAAAGGAUCAAAGUCUUUACAGUUGAUCAGGACCACAAGGUAGAGGAAUUCAUUGGUUCUCCACUUUAUUCAGUUAUGAUAAUCAGUUAUGAGAUGCUACUGCGAUCUUUGGAUCAAAUUCAGGCUAUAGAAUUUAACCUCCUAAUCUGUGAUGAAGGACAUCGUCUGAAAAAUAGCUCUAUUAAGACAACUACAGCCCUCACUAGUCUGUCUUGUGAGAGGAGGAUUAUCCUUACUGGUACUCCAAUCCAAAAUGACUUGCAAGAAUUUUAUGCAUUAAUAGAGUUUGUGAAUCCAGGAAUACUUGGUUCUUUAUCCACAUAUAGAAAGAUAUAUGAGGAACCAAUUGUCAGAUCUAGAGAACCUUCAGCAACAAAGGAGGAAAAGGAAUUAGGAGAAAAAAGAGCAGCAGAACUCACACGCCUCACUGGACUCUUUAUUCUAAGGAGAACACAGGAGAUUAUAAACAAAUUUCUGCCCCCCAAAAAGGAGAGCAUAAUCUUCUGCCGACCAACAGCACUGCAACUUGAAUUGUAUCAAAAACUGCUUAAUUCUCGAGUUAUAAGGUCCUGUCUACAAGGCAGGCUAGAAAACAGUCCUCACCUAAUAUGUAUAGGAGCUUUGAAAAAACUUUGCAAUCAUCCGUGUCUUCUGUUUAAAGCUAUAAAGGAGAAAAGCUGUGAUCCUGUGUCUGAUGAACAUGAUGAGUCUAGCCUCUACGAAGGUCUAAUAGAUGUCUUUCCACAAGAUUAUAGUUCGGACACUUUCUCUGAAACUGAUUCAGGAAAAUUGCAGGUGCUGGUGAAGUUGUUAGCAGCAAUCCAUGAGCUCAACUCUUCUGAAAGAGUUGUACUGGUAUCCAAUUACACUCAGACAUUAAACAUAUUACAAGAGACUUGCAAACGUUAUGGAUACUCUUACACUAGACUUGAUGGACAUACUCCUGUCUCCCAGAGACAACAGAUUGUUGAUACUUUUAAUAGUAAAUUCAGUCCAGCUUUUAUCUUUUUGCUGAGUUCAAAGGCUGGUGGAGUAGGACUGAAUCUGGUUGGAGCAUCUCAUUUGAUCCUGUAUGAUAUCGACUGGAAUCCAGCUACAGAUAUUCAGGCAAUGGCUAGAGUAUGGAGAGAUGGUCAGAAACAUACUGUAUAUAUCUACAGACUGCUAACCACAGGCUCAAUAGAAGAAAAGAUCUAUCAAAGACAGAUCAGCAAACAAGACCUUUCUGGGGCAGUUGUAGACCUUUCCAAGACAUCUGAACACAUCCAUUUUUCCAUUGAGGAGCUUAGAAAUCUCUUUACUCUUCAUGAAGAUUCCACCUGUGUUACCCAUGACUUGCUUGAGUGCGACUGUAUGGGAAAGAAAGACCAUCAAAGGCCAUCUUUAGGAAACCACAGGAGUCUUGAAAGGAAGAAAUUAACUGUGCAUGGAUUGUGCAGAUGGGUUGCUUGCUAUUCUACUGGCUUUCAGAUCAGCUACAAAGCUAUCCUUCCUCAGAAAAGCCUUCUGUAUCUAGAAGUUGCCAGCUUGGACAAAACCAUGGGAAGCCUCAUUCAAAGAAACCGCUCUCCAUGUCACAGUUGAUGCAAUGGAAACAUUUCUCUGGGCAACAUCAGACUCUCACUGAUCCUUUCCUUGAAAGGAUUAAAGAGAAUAUUUCUUUCAUUUUCCAGAAUGUAACCAGUCCAACUUCCACCAGCUAAUAAAACUUAAGUGCCUUUCCCUAUCACUUGCAUCCUCCUCCUCAUAGGUAAACAACUGAUCAACUGAUGUGCAGUUACCUUUUGUUCUUUUUGCCAAGUUCUGUUUUGUGUCUUUCUGACAAGGUUUCUGGGUAAAUGUGAUUCCUGAUGUUUAUACAAAGUUACAGUUAUUACUAAGUUAAUCAUACUUAUUAUAUUUAUAAUACAGGUUUUUAAAGCUAACUUUGCUUUCCAGUCUUCUGUUCCUUUGAUAACAUAAUUAGUAAGAUAGUUUUUAUGCACAUUCCUAUGUAUGUCUUUGUUUUAUAGUUUUCAUUUGAUCGUGAUGAUUUAUUGCUUGUAAAGCUGGCAACUCUUCAGCCAAAUUUUGUAAGAUUAGGCAAUGCUGUAUGCAUGUAUAUGCUGUUAACAAGACUCUGGUUGGAUUUUUGUUUUGACAAUGAAAAGUUAUGUAUCUGUAUAACUGUGGCUUUAUAACAAGGUAGGUAUUUGUUCCCUUGAAUUUAAAAUUUAAUGAAACUCAGAGCAAUAGCCACUGAGGUCCAAAAUUCUGAGACCACAGCUUGAUACUGUGACAAAAUAUUCCAAAAUUCUCCUAUUGCUUUUACUUGAGAAAAUAAAAAACCUUAUUUCUCAGA